AUGCAUCGUCUUUUUGCUGAGCUGGAGCCAUCUAUAACUGCCACAGAGCAAAACCUGGUAGACCGAGUUCGGUAUAUCUUGCGCUCAAAUAUAUUUGAUGUCGCCGAACUCGAACGGCUACGACGUGAGGCUGUUCCUUCAUCGGGUGAAAAUGCUACGGCUGAGGAUUCGGCGCCACAAUUUGCAGAGCAAACGGAAAACGUGGAUGCCGCCGUGAAUACCCCAGUUGUGAUUGAUUCAAACGAUGAUGGAACACUUGCCCAGGAACUCGAACUAGAGCAAAUGAGGAGUACAUUGGAAGAGGCGAUUGUGGAAACGCGCAGUACGCCUCUAGAAAAUCGACCGCGAAGCAAGCGGAAUCAGGCUGGCUCGGAUAUAAUGCAAAAACUGACGGAGCGCAUAGACGACCUGAAGCAGAGAAUCGCUGCUUGGGGAAAGCGGAUUCGGCGAUAUACCGAGAGGUUGACACGGUUCAACCAGAAUCGUCUCUUCCAGAGUGAUCAGAAGAGGCUUUAUAAAUCAUUGGAGCGACCAAUGGUAAGUGGAACGGGCCCAGUACCGAAUCAGGCCGACACGGUCGCAUUCUGGCACAGCCUGUGGUCAGAGCCCGUAAACCACAACGAGGGCCCUUGGACGGAAGUCGUGGCGAGUCAGUGUGCGGGUAUUACGUCCAUGGACCCUGUCAUUAUAACGCUGGAUGACGUAGCUGAGGCGGUCCGUAGGGCCCCUAACUGGAAAAUCCGGGACUUGACGGGCUGCAUCACUACUAGUUGA
Molecule: messenger RNA, 774 nt
Organism: Parnassius apollo (apollo)
Lineage: Eukaryota; Metazoa; Arthropoda; Insecta; Lepidoptera; Papilionidae
Source: the annotation of a GenBank genome assembly